AUGGAUCUCGAUGAGCUUCACUUGGACUCAAAACUGUCUAAGUUCGAGAAUUUAAUAGGCAAACUCUCAACAAAAUCUCAAUUGCCAAAACUGUUACACCUGAUAGAAAGUGACUAUAACCAAACUAAUUUGGCAUUGAACAACUAUAUCAAGACUUCUAACAGUAAUAUAAAUAGGUCGGUUAGAUCUUUGGAAUUGGAGAAAACCAAUUUAACUUCAACAUUAUCUGUUUUCCAUGAAGCCCUUGAAUCGUUAUCUAAUUCCAACGUCCAAGCCACCUCUAUAUCAACACGGUUGAAUGCUAUAAAGACUGAGUAUGCUCAUAUAAAUCAAUUGGCAGAUUUCGUCGAUUCUGUCAAACUCUUGAAGAAUAACCUUCAAAUAAUCAACGAUGUAUUAAAUUCUAAAGAGCAUAAUUAUCCGAUGAUUGCGCAGUGCAUAUAUGAGAUUGAUCAGUUACCAGAAUCGUUACUAAACUCUAAGUUUGUGCAGCGAUGUGUUCCUACCAGUGAAUUGCCGGAUCCUCCGGCUCAAUUGGUGAAAAAAUGGAAGUCCCAACUAUCUGAAGUUUUCACAGAACGAUUCACUAGAGCUUCGCAAGAGCAGGAUGUGAACACACUAACCGAAUGUUUCAAACUAUUCCCUAAGAUCGGAGCCUCGGAUCUGGGAAUAGACUUAUAUUCAAAAUAUAUAUGUGACAUUAUUGCUCAACAAUCGAGAUCACUAAUGACACAUACUUCUGACGAUCCGUUAUUCUAUUCCAAGUCAACCUUGCAUCUUUUCAAAAUCGUAUCGACUAUGAUUAAUGAUCAUUCAAAAAUUAUAUUACAAAAUUAUUCUACCGCGUACAUGCUCGAGACUAUGCAGAAAGUUCAACUAGAAACUGAUUUGCAAGCAUGUUUAAUAUGGGAUACUUUCUUCGAUUCAGUUUCUUUACCCAAAAUCCGUUCUUCUCUAUCAGACUAUACCGAUAUGAAACGUUUGCAAGCGAUAGUCUUGCAGAUUUCCAAUUUCUUGCAAAACUGGUCUAUGUACUGCCAAUUUUUUUCCAUGAAAUGGCUUGAAUGGAGUAAGGAGCCGGUUAAUCCACUACAGAUUGUACCCUGUUUAACAAAUGGAAAAUUUAACUCUAAACUACAAGAGAAUAUAGACACUUUCCAUUCGAUGGCUCUUCAUUACACAACGUACUGCUUCAAGAGCUCUUUAAAAACUUCGCAGUUAGGUAAUUUGAACGAAUCAUUGCAUGAAGAACAAUCAAGAACCUCUAAUGGUGAUGAACAACAAGUCAUUUCGCCCGUAUUGGAAGAUCUUGCCAUUCUAGUAAAGUCGUACUUGGUGUGGACCCUCAACACAGGCCAAACAGCGCUUGUCACAAAAUCGCUUGACUCUAUAUCACAGAUGAUCCAAAACGAAUACCUAAUCAGUUUCUUACAGUCUAGGUUGACAAAAUUGAUCCCAAGGUUAAUCCCAUCAUUGCGACUACAAAAGUACAUAUCAGACACUGAAAAUGCAGCACAGAACCAACACCAUACAAAUAGCAUUGGUGUGACAGCAGCACAAAAAAAAUUCACCUCCCAGUUUGCAGCAUUCAACUUGAAGGAAACAGAUAUGGAAUCAGUCCUCAACUUACACCAUUACAUCAUAUACGUGAACACGAUAUCAACCAACGAAUCUAUCUUUACAGAUUUGUUAGAAAAUGAAAUCAUUAAGAUUAACCCACAUUUCUUAAUUGACAACUUUAAAUUCAACAAUGAGCACGAGAUUGUUAAGUCCAAACUCCUCUCGGUCCUGAAAUACCUUCUCGACAACAACAAGAAGCUUUGGAACUGGUCUCUCAUGAUGUUAUAUCAAAACGUCCUCCAAGAGAAUCUCCAGCGUUUGAUAUCUGUACUCUUCCAAAAGAACACCGAAUUCGUAUCCACACUACAGGAUUUUGAGGAUUUCGAAAAGUUGCACACUUUUGUGCAGGAAUGGAACAAAAUUAUAAUACCCUACAAACAAGUCCUCUCUGCUGCAUCCUUCAACGAAUUGUUGACUGCAAUUGUUAAGGACUUGUGCCCUAUGAUAGAAACGAAAUUCCGUUCGUUGCAAUUCAAUGAAUUGGGAUCAAUUAAAAUCGAAAAACAACUCUCCGUUAUCAUCAAAACUAUAUGCAUGGACAACUACCAAUUGCGUGAACGGUUCAAGAAACUGACACAGAUGUGUCUAUUGUUGGGCUUCGAAGACGAUCAAUUCGAUCCAACAACGGAAGACUUAAAAGAAGAUGUACUAAACUCGUUGAACUGGCUGCUUACAGUCUCUGAGCGUAUAUCAGUAAGGCAGCAACGCAUUGAUAAACGAUGA
Messenger RNA from Kluyveromyces marxianus DMKU3-1042, 2343 nucleotides. It is a transcript of the gene COG4, whose product is annotated as Golgi transport complex subunit COG4. NCBI's taxonomy places the organism in Eukaryota, Fungi, Ascomycota, Saccharomycetes, Saccharomycetales, Saccharomycetaceae. Bases 1 to 2343 code for a protein of 780 amino acids. The record is from RefSeq and is a predicted model, not a curated record. The transcript has a single exon.